Molecule: messenger RNA, 1567 nt
Organism: Liolophura sinensis
Lineage: Eukaryota; Metazoa; Mollusca; Polyplacophora; Chitonida; Chitonidae
Product: BPTI/Kunitz domain-containing protein-like
Exons: 4
Coding region: 1-678 (225 amino acids)
Molecular function (GO): serine-type endopeptidase inhibitor activity
Source: RefSeq, a predicted model, not a curated record
AUGUCGGAUCAAGACCUUGCCCAGAGUCCUACCAAUACCUCGACAACCACGCUGGGCACCCACCACCUACCACCAAGCAGCACCACAGCGGCCCCUGACACAGCACAGGUGGAGUCCGUCACCCGGAAGCCGUUGACUAAUACCCUGUGUCGCGAUGGAGCAAGCCCCACCUGGCGGGCUGGUACUGCGGCAGGGGUGGAGAACCCUGUCCCAGCUCCCACAAAUGCCUCAUCCACCCCCGCCGACCGGUUCGCUGUCUGCUGUCCCAUACCAGUUCCCGAUGACGAACCUACCCAGGUGCCCGUAUCACAAAAGAGACUCCCAAUGUGCGAACAGCCCGCGAAAGUCGGUAUGUGCAAAGCCAGUCUGCCAAGAUGGCACUUCAAUUCCAAAUCAGGGAAGUGUGAGUUUUUUCGGUAUGGAGGAUGUGAGGGUAACGCCAACAACUUCAGUUCGCUAGAAUCCUGCGAAAAUGCAUGUGGAAAACCUGGUGUCAGCUAUUGCUCUCUCCCUCCAGUAGUCGGCAGAUGUCGUGCAGCGUUCCACAGGUUCUAUUACGACUCCAAUGCUGGUGCUUGUAAAGAGUUCACUUACGGUGGAUGUGAAGGAAACGGCAACAAUUUUGUCUCACCUGCACAAUGCGAACAGUUCUGUCGGCCAAAAACUAUCUACGUAUAAGAGUAUUUAUAUACUUGUCAUGGUUUGGGGGACUGGAUACAUGUGACAGGAAAGGAAAUUUACGACUAUCAGUGCGAUGGACUGAAAUUAUGGCGUUUUAUUGUUUUGGUAAGCUAACCUCAACGUCCGCCAUCAACUUUAAACCGAUGAAAAUAUGAAUGAAAUGAAAAUGUCAUAGAUACAGGAAAUAGGCUACUGGGCACCUGUGAAAAUGUCUAACAUUGGUCAAUGGGGUGGCAUAAAUUCACAGAAUCCAGACUUCCAAAUGCUAUAUUAAUAUGCAAACACCCGAAAUUGCUUUUAAAAGCAUCUGUAUACUUAUGAAUCUGUUUUCUGUACGCUGUUAGGCCGUAUUUUCUUAUUCCUCUUCUAGGAUUUUUUUUAUGUCUGAUAAUCACCACUAGUCUGACGCCACCAAUUAAGGUGAUAUCGAAUGCAUUUUUUGUAGUGUUCUAAUUUUCGUUUGUGUGCUUUUUGCAGUGUCCUCAGAUAUUUAUCAUGCAACUUGUAUAACUAUUAUCAGUUAAGCAUGUAAAUUAUCGCAUACCAGCAUAUAACAUUUAAUAAUGAGGUGAACUUCGUGAGACAAAAUCAACAUGCUGGAUGACCUAACUCAUAUUUAUUUAUGAUCAUGUGUACAUUUACAUAAAUGCAGAUAUACAUUUGUCUUGUUAAAUCCGGUGGAGCGUGCAUAAUAGUAAGCUUCUGAAUUUGUUGCUAAGCUCGUAUGUAUACAUAGAUAACGUCAUAAUCAGUGCUCCGCGGGUCGGAUGUACACCAUUGCACAUGUGUAAAAAGAAAAGUACUUGAGUGUUAGGAUACAUUGAUCUAUGUUUUUCAUGUAUAUUUGUAAAAACAAUAAAUGCGUAAAAAAAACUUAAAUUCUUCA